AUGAAUAAGAGUGAUAGUGAUGAGAAAAGGUGCGAAUCGAAGCAUUUAGACGAGGAGGUCACCAGUAAAUGCUUGAAGCAAAAUCAUCACAUAGCACGUACAGAUCUGAAUUGUUUUGCUAGGCAGGCGAUUAAUUUCAGCAAUCAAAAAGUGCUGAGUCGAAGAGAGGACAAGAAUUUGCAAGUUCUGACGGAAGCAAUUGAUAGUGUGCUCGCUGAGGACGAAGAAGGAGAAGGCUUCUAUCAAUAUCCAAUGUCUUACGCUUAUCAUCGUGAUUGA
This is a messenger RNA of Anisakis simplex (herring worm), 279 nucleotides long. NCBI's taxonomy places the organism in Eukaryota, Metazoa, Nematoda, Chromadorea, Rhabditida, Anisakidae. The record is from the annotation of a GenBank genome assembly.